This is a messenger RNA of Besnoitia besnoiti, 846 nucleotides long. Its product is annotated as K+ channel tetramerization domain-containing protein. The record is from RefSeq and is a predicted model, not a curated record. Gene Ontology annotation, biological process: protein homooligomerization. Lineage: Eukaryota; Apicomplexa; Conoidasida; Eucoccidiorida; Sarcocystidae. Gene Ontology annotation, molecular function: protein binding. The transcript has 2 exons. Bases 1 to 846 code for a protein of 281 amino acids.
AUGGAGGGUGUCUCUGACUCGUCUUCGCCUCCUUGUUCCUUUUCCCGCUGCUUGGGGGCCUCCUCGCUGUCUGUGGAAGCCUGUGCGCCGCCGACGCAGGCGGCGCGCAGCAAGCCCGUCAAUCUGCAGACUUCUGCCUCGUCCUGCCUCCCUGCCCACAAGUCCGUAGACCGCGUGGUGUUGAAUGUGGGCGGCAGGAUCCACGAAACCACGGCUGAGACGCUGCUGAGCAUUCCAGAGAGCUAUUUUUCGGGGCUGCUGUCGGAGGGAUGGCGCGCGGCGAAUAAGGCUUGCGGGCGAGACGACACGAUCUUCGUGGAUCGGAAUGGAGAUCGCUUCGCUUACGUCUUGGAUUUUCUGCGCGAUGGCGUUCUGCUGUGCCCGAGAGACAAACUGCUGCUUCAGGGCCUGCGCCUCGAAGCCAAGUUCUUCGCGCUAGAGCCCCUCCUCUCCGAAGUCGACAGGCUCCUUGAGCAAAUCGAACUCGAGCAGGCGGCGCGCGCUCUCCGCAAGAUGAGCGUUUCAGAGAGAUCCUGCGGAGGAGGCCAGGGCUCGAGUGCAGCUGAAGGUUCGACGUCAGGUUUUUCUCGCUUCUCGUCGCCCGCCAAGAGUCGGUGUAUUCCAGGAGACGGCGUAAGCGAGCCGGACUCGCCUCCAGUCGUUUCUGUCUUUGUCCCGCCGACGCCAGUCGUUCUUCCCAUGCACACAGCAUCUGUCUUCCGCGCGCCCAAAGAUUUCGUAAGCUCUCGCUGCGAUCUUGGCGGCCUCCACAGCGCCAUUCACAGUCUCCUGUCUCGCCAGCAGCCCCGGGGGCGUGUCGGCGCAGGGGCUCCCAGAGGACUCUAA